Budorcas taxicolor (takin) is the source of this 387-nucleotide messenger RNA. Its product is annotated as CDGSH iron-sulfur domain-containing protein 3, mitochondrial-like. The transcript has a single exon. Bases 1 to 387 code for a protein of 128 amino acids. The record is from RefSeq and is a predicted model, not a curated record. NCBI's taxonomy places the organism in Eukaryota, Metazoa, Chordata, Mammalia, Artiodactyla, Bovidae. Gene Ontology annotation, molecular function: 2 iron, 2 sulfur cluster binding. Gene Ontology annotation, cellular component: intracellular membrane-bounded organelle.
AUGGGCUCUGUGCGCAGUGUCAGGACGCUCAUGUGGCCGGCGGCCUGGAUGCUGAACCAGAGAUGGGGGGGCAUCACCUCCUGGCUGGCCCGAUGGUUCCCUAAAACCCCAGCCAAGUCUGUGGUGGCCCUAAAAACAUCCAUCAAGGUGGAGCUGGUGGCUGGGAAAACCUACAAGUGGUGUGUGUGUGGCUGCAGCAAAAAGCAGCCCUUCUGUAAUGGAUCCCACUUCUUCAAAAGCCCUGGCCUAUCCCCACUGAAGUUCAAGGCCCAGGAGACCUGCAUGGUGGCACACUGUACCUGCAAGGCAACCCAGAAGCCCCCAUACUAUGAUGGUACCCACAAGAGUGAACAGGUGCAGAAGGCAGAACUGGGCUCUCCACUCUAG